Messenger RNA from Hibiscus syriacus, 2135 nucleotides. Its product is annotated as pentatricopeptide repeat-containing protein At4g19890. NCBI's taxonomy places the organism in Eukaryota, Viridiplantae, Streptophyta, Magnoliopsida, Malvales, Malvaceae. Gene Ontology annotation, molecular function: protein binding. The record is from RefSeq and is a predicted model, not a curated record.
UACAGUCUUCAUUCUCUUUGUCAUAAUCACCCUCUUUUUGCCAUUUUCUAAUGAUUCUCAGAUCGUAUGGAAUUAAUACCAGAUUAUCACCCAAUCCUCUCUUCACUCUCAACCAAUUUCAUCUCCAUUUUAGGGCGGAUCCCAUUGAUACCCAAUCUCUUCCAUCACCAGAAACUCAUUCUUCUAUUAAAGCAAUCUGUUCUCAAGUCUAUGAAUCGUAUCAACGACAGGCCUUCUCCAGAUUUUCACCUCCAAAGCUCAACCUUAACAUCAAUCCUUAUUCUUUGACCCAUGAACAAGCCAUUUCAAUCGUUGCACAUCUGGCAAACGAAUCUGGUUCCAUGGUUGCUCUAAGCUUCUUUUACUGGGUACUUGAGAUCUAUAAGUUUAAACAUUUCAUGAGGCUUUACAUUGUAGCUGCCACUUCUUUGAUUCAAAAUGGUAACUUUGAUAGAGGUAAUGAAGUAAUGCAGUGUCUGGUUAGAAAUUUUGCUGAAGUUGAGAGGUUAAAGGAGGCUGUUGGGAUGGUUCUUGAGACAAAUCAUGGCUUGAGGCUAAAUGCUGAAACCUUGAAUUGCAUAUUGGUUGUUGGUUUCGAAAUGGGGCUGCUUGAUUAUUUGGAGAAAGUGUUUGAUGAAAUGUCUGAGAGAGGUGUGUGCGGGGAUUUUAGUAGUUACAAAUUGAUGGUAGUUGGGUAUUGUAGAGCGGGUAGGGUUUCUGAGGUUGAUAAGUGGCUGAAGGAAAUGCUUGAAAGAGGGUUCAUUGUUGAUAAUGCUACUUGCACAUUAAUUAUCAGUUUGUUUUGUGACAAGGGUUUUUCGAAUAGAGCACUCUGGUAUUUUGAUAAAAUGGCGAAGAUGGGGUUUAAGCCUAAUUUGGUCAAUUAUUCUUGUUUGAUAAAUGGGUUGUCUAAGAGGGGUAGUAUAAAGCAAGCCUUUGGAAAAUUGGAAGAAAUGGUUAGGGAAGGAUGGAAGCCUAAUGUGUAUGUGCACACUGCUUUGAUUGAUGGGCUUUGCAAGAAAGGAUGGACUGAGAAGGCUUUUAGAUUGUUUCUUAAGCUUGUUCGGAGUGAUAAAUACAAACCAAAUGUCCAUACAUAUACUUCUAUGAUCGGUGGAUAUUGCAAUGAGGAGAAGUUGAAUCGGGCAGAGAUGUUGUUCAGCAGAAUGAAAGAGCAAGGUUUGGUUCCUAACACCAACACAUAUACCACUCUUAUUAAUGGCCAUUGUAAAAUUGGAAGUUUCGAACGAGCAUAUGAAUUGAUGCAUCUAAUGGAUAAAGAAGGUUUUACUCCUAAUAUAUAUACAUAUAAUGCAAUAAUUGAUGGCCUGUGUAAAAAGGGUAGGGUUCAAGAAGCCUAUGAACUGCUUGAGAAGGGCCUUCUACAUGGAUUGCAAGCUGAUAGAGUUACUUAUACUAUUCUCAUUACUGAGCAGUGCAAGCAGGCUAAUACGGAGCUAGCUUUGGCAUUUUUUUGUAAGAUGGUUAAAGUUGGCCUCCAGCCUGAUAUGCAUUCAUAUAACACAUUGAUUGCCGCAUUUUGUAAGAAAAAGAAAAUGAAAGAAAGUGAGAACCUUUUUGAAGAAGCUUUGAAACUCGGAUUGGUUCCUACCAAGGAAACUUACACAUCGAUGAUAAGUGGGUAUUGCCGAGACGGAAACUUAAGCAUGGCACUCAAAUUUUUCAACAAGAUGAAUGACCACAGUUGUUUACCAGAUAGCAUCACAUAUGGAACAUUGAUCAGUGGACUUUGCAAAGAGUCUAGGUUGGCGGAGGCAUGCCAGUUAUAUGAAACCAUGAUGGAUAAGGGGCUUUCUCCAUGUGAAGUAACUCGGUUGACACUAGCUUACGAGUAUUGCAAGAAAGGUGAUUCUGCCAUUGCCAUGGUUAUGUUGGAAAGACUAGAGAAAAAACUUUGGUUGCGGACGGUUAACACCUUGAUCAGGAAGCUUUGUAGUGAAAAGAAAGUGGGCAUAGCAGCAUUAUUCUUUCAUAGAUUAUUGGAUAAGGAUCGCAAUGUUGAUCGUGUAACUUUGGCAGCAUUUGUUACUGCAUGUUAUGAGACUGACAAGUUUGCUGUAUCUGACCUGAAUGAAAGGAUCUCAAAAGGAAUUGGCUAGCAACUUGGCCGUUGG